Molecule: messenger RNA, 1279 nt
Organism: Temnothorax curvispinosus
Lineage: Eukaryota; Metazoa; Arthropoda; Insecta; Hymenoptera; Formicidae
Product: odorant receptor 94a-like
Exons: 5
Coding region: 11-1123 (370 amino acids)
Biological process (GO): sensory perception of smell; detection of chemical stimulus involved in sensory perception of smell
Cellular component (GO): plasma membrane
Molecular function (GO): olfactory receptor activity; odorant binding
Source: RefSeq, a predicted model, not a curated record
CUUUUCAAAAAUGCGCAUACUUAACUUGUCUUUUAUAUUUUUAACGAUAUGUGGAUGUUGGCGACCAAAUUCUUGGUCAUCACUGCAUAAACGCGUAGCGUACUACGUGUAUACAAGCAUAAUAGUUUUCAUAAUGAGUACCGGUACGCUAUUGCUAAUAAUAGAUCUCAUCCUAAUAGUGGACAAUGCCGACGAUUUUUGCGAUAGUUUCUUAUUUAUAAUGGACAUGUUAAAUUCUUGCUUUAAAGUUUUAAUUUUGCUCAUAAAUCGCAAAAACAUUAUUAUGCUAAUUGAAAUACUGAUGAAGAAACCAUGUAAACCAUCGACAUCGGCUGAAAUAAACAUUUUCUAUAAAUUCGAUAAGAGUAUAGAAAUUAAUUCUUGGCGCUACGCAUCUUUGCCAGCAGCAACAAUAUUAUCUUUAUUGUUAUCUUCUUUAUUUAUAAACCUCAAAAAGAGAACAUUAAUGUUCAGAACAUGGUUGCCAUUUGAUUACUCAUCAACGUUUCUGUUCUAUCUGACGUACAUUUAUCAAAUGAUAGCUAUGUUUGCCGCAGCAGCCGUUAGUGUUGGUUGCGAUACUCUCAUCUGUGGAUUAUUAGUCCAUAUCUGCUGUCAAAUUGAGAUCUUAACUUAUCGUUUGAGAAGUUUUGUAUCAUAUUCAAAUGUUCUUCGCGAUAGCGUACGUCAUCAUUGUGAUAUAUUCAGACUUGCGUUUACUGUAAAUGAGAGGUUUAGACUGGCUAUUGCUAUCCAAUUUACAUUAACUACAUUGAUGAUAUGCUUCUGCUUUUAUCAAAUAAGUAUAGCAACAACCAAAGGCAAACAUAUUGACAUGAUAACAUAUGUGGCUACUAUUUUAGUUCAAAACUUCUUGUAUUGUUGGUAUGGGAACGAAUUAAAGAUAAAGAGUCACCAAAUGAUUGACAAUAUUUUCGAAACUGAGUGGCUGACAUUGGACGAAAAUAAAAAAAAGUGUUUAAUGAUAAUAAUGAGGCGGACAGUCACACCUAUUCAGAUUACUUGUGCUCGUAUUAUGCCCGUGAAUCUUGAAACCUUUAUGGGUCUAGUUAAAAUGUCUUAUUCCACUUACAACUUACUUACACAAAAGCUGCAAGAUUGAUUCUAUGGGAGACUGAUGGAUUUAAGUAUUACUCAUAUCAUAUUAAAUCUGAGAAGAACCAAGAAAAGAAGAGAGAAGAUAGUAUAUUUGCAAUUAGUUAUAAUAAUUAGCAUUAGUUGCUUUCACUUAACAUACCACAUUUAAUCUGUCACGUUA